This is a messenger RNA of Eriocheir sinensis (Chinese mitten crab), 2582 nucleotides long. RefSeq lists its product as uncharacterized. Lineage: Eukaryota; Metazoa; Arthropoda; Malacostraca; Decapoda; Varunidae. Bases 1053 to 2582 code for a protein of 509 amino acids. The transcript has 7 exons. The record is from RefSeq and is a predicted model, not a curated record.
CAUAAUUCGACAUAAAAUUAAGUAAACGUAGCCAUCUAGGGCGUAGUAAAAAACAAAGUUGUCGCCUACCAAUCAAGACGCAGUACAAAUGGCGAGUGUUUUGAUGGUGUUUGUGCGCAAAGGUCUCUCAUUAUUUUUGUUAUUUUAAAGCGAAUUAUUGGUUACUUUCAGGCUCAAGUUAGACCAGAGAGUAGUUAAAGGACCAUGGAAUCAUAAAAGUCCAGGAAACAAUGCAGUAUGUAAUGUAACAAGGCGACAUCCCUCGAUAAGCACAGGUAAACACUUCAAUGCAUGGACGAUGUAGGGAUCUCGAGUGCUUGCUACAGUAAAACGUCUUCAAACAAGUAUGCAAUGAUUGAAUUCAGUGUUAUUGAAAAUCGUGCCAGUGAUAUUUACAGUAAAUCGUGUUCUCUCAGCGCAGUGCGAGGUGACAUUGUGAUAUUCAUCGUAAAGGCAUGGUCAAAAAGUACAUUGUGAAUUGGCAUUGUGUGACGGUCAUCGUAAACACGUAUUGAAUCAGUACAGUUUGAGGUGAAAAUUUACAUAUAUUCAUAAUAACUUGUAUUCCAGUAUUGCCAUGCAGAGGGAAAAUGAUAUUCAUCUUACAGUGCAUUGCAGUGUGAAAGUAAGUGAUAUUUAACGUAAAUCGUGUUCAUGCACUACAAUGGGAAAUGAAAUGAAAUGUAAAAUCAAGCUAGAAUUAAUCGUAAAUCGUGUUCAGUCAGUGCAAUGAAGAGUGAAAUCAAGUGGUUCAAUGUAAAUCAUCUUCAAACAGCAACGAUGAGUGAAUUAAAGUGAUAUUCCUUGUAAAUCGUGGUCAGGCAGCGCAUCAUGGAGUCGUGUGGCGCUCACCUGGGAGAGGACGUUACCGUGGAGGUUUGAAGGCUUCGAGGAGUGUAGUGACUUGGCCGCGUUGUCAAGGCGUCUCCGAGGUGUCUUCAGCGUCGUGCGUAAGGUUCGGAAGGAGACAUGUGUGGCAAAAUUAGCGUGUUUAGGGGAGUCUAGCCUCAAGCAGCGGCGGUGCCAGGCAGCGCCCUGCGCCACUCCGCCAGAUGGAGAAGGCAAGCAGGACCUUCGCGCUGCUGACCUUCGUGAGCCUCGUGUUUAUCUUCAUUAUGCUCACGAGUCUGGAGCUUGAAUACACACGCCAGACUCAACUACACCCGAGAAGGACACAGCUUGAGGCCCACGACAACGACGGCGAGGGUGAGGGUGGCCAGGACGAGGAAGAGGAGGAGGAGGAGGAGGAGUACGCCAGCGAAGAAAACGAAGACGAGGACGAUGACAACAAUGACAGUGUGUGUCGGGACGUGUUUGAGAUCCGGAAGACCUCACCAAACAUGACCGAGUGGAUGACCAACGCGGUGAAGGUCAUCAGGGCCAAGAAGAGGAAGAGGCGCUUUAUUCCCAGUCUCUUCUACGAGGUGGUGGGCCAGGAGUCCCCUGCCAUGACAGCCAGAGUCAACGACAGCUCCGGCCACCUGGGAUCCAACCUCACCGUAGCCAAGGAGUGGCGUCUGGACCUGGCCGGGGGUUACCUGCCGCACCUGUCUUGCCACCUGAGGAAGUUCGACGCCCCGGAGGUGGACAGGUGUGUGCGGGCGCGCGGGCGGGCAGGCAAAACUACCAAGGUCACUUACGUCGGGGACUCCAGGAUCAGACUGCAUGUUGAGCUCCUUAUUGACCUCCUGCGUGACCUCCGACCCAAGAUUACGACCUACAAGGGCGAGGAGAUCACGGUGGAGGACUUCUUGGGCGAGAAAGGACAGUCACAGUGGAUGAAAUACAAGAAUAACUUCCGAGUGGAUAUGGAAGGCGCGGGGGAAGGCGAAGAGGCGAGAAACGGGAGUGGAGGAGGAGGUGAAGAAGGAGGGAGCAGACUCGCCAUCAACUUCCUCUGGGCCGCGUUGAUAGAGCUUUCAGAGGUGCCGCCGAAAGACAAGGGUCAGGAGAAUUAUGUGGGCGCGAUGGAGUUCCUGGAGAGCGUAAGCCACGCUCCUCAAGAAGACCUCCCCGACCUGUUGAUCCUAAACACGGGGGCCUGGCAGCUGGCAACACCCACCCUAGACUCAAUGCUCGAGAAGCUGGACAAGGCCGCCGUUGGUGUCAUGGUCAAGCUGCGGCGCGUCCUGGAGCGCCUGGCAGCACGCACCGCCGUGGUCUGGGCACUCCCCGACCCACUCAAGGAAUACAUCAGCCAUGACUAUAGUGGGAACGGACACUUCACCCACCAGACCAACAGGAUGCUGGAGUGGCUCAGCAACGCUCAGACGUCCCUGCAGCCACCGGGCGUCAUCGUGUGGGACUCCUUCCUGCCCGUGGCUCACCGCGCCGCCGGUGACUGUGUCAACCUUAUCCUGGAGAAGGUGGAUCUAAACACCUUGCCGCACUACUCAGUGUUCCCGCCGCCCAACACCUGGAACUGCUGGGAGCGAAUGCACAUCGGCCUUGAGGCGCUAAGCGUGGCUGUUCAGAUGAUGCUGAACCACGUGUGUAACCCUUACCUCCCUCCUACCGGCCACUGCUGUAGCGGUGGGGGUGGGGGUGCUGGUGAGGGUCAAGGGGGUAUUAAAGGAUCAUGA